UGGAAUCCUUUACUGAGGAUUCCAGGAAGAUAUCACAUUUUGUUGCACGACAUGCAUCAGCAGCUUUGUAACUAAAAUCAAAGGUAUAGAGGUAUAAAGACCUACAGUUCGGUGAAAUUUCAUUUACACUUUGAAGCUUUUGAGUAGCUCAGAGAUCCAGCAGAGUCUGGAGAUAGUUUCAAGGGCAUAUUCAAAGACUGCGAUCGGAUCCCGGCACAAUAUGACAGGCCAGGAGGUAACGCGACUUUAUCUUUACCUGGGAAACAAGCUGUGGGGCGGGAGAUUUGCUGGAAGCACUGACCCGAUCAUGGAGAAGUUCAACGCCUCCAUCAGUUACGACCAGCGCAUGUGGGACGCAGAUAUCCGAGGAAGCAAGGGGUACGUGAAGGCACUGCAGAAAGCCGGGUUGGUCAGCCAAGAGGAGAUGGAGAAGAUAGUGCAGGGCUUGGACAAGAUUUCUGGCGAGUGGGCAGCAGGAACCUUCGCGAUCCAGCCCUUUGACGAGGACAUUCACACAGCCAAUGAGAGACGGCUAAAGGAGCUGAUAGGAGACGCGGCUGGGAAGCUCCACACUGGCCGGAGUAGGAAUGAUCAGGUGGUGACUGACAUGAGGAUAUGGCUGCGUGAUGCAAUCUCAACUCUGAAGGGUGACAUAAUGCAGCUCAUUAGCACCAUGGUGGAGCGGGCUGCAGCAGAGAUCAACAUCCUGUUUCCUGGUUAUACCCACAUGCAGAGGGCCCAACCAAUCAGGUGGAGCCACUGGAUUCUCAGCCAUGCAGUUGCCCUCAGCAGAGACACGGAUCACCUGGUGGAGAUUCGAAGACGGGUGAACGUCUUACCCUUAGGAAGUGGUGCCAUUGCUGGCAACCCAUUUAACAUUGACCGGGAGCUCCUUCGUAAAGAGCUGUCCUUUGAUGACGUCAGUAUAAACAGCAUGGAUGCUAUUGGACAGAGAGAUUUUGUGGCUGAAUUUCUGUUCUGGGCCUCUCUGUGUCUGACACACUUGAGCAAGAUGUCCGAGGAUCUCAUUUUGUACACCACAAAGGAAUUUUCCUUCGUCAGCCUCUCUGAUGCCUACAGCACCGGCAGCAGCCUAAUGCCCCAGAAGAAGAACGCAGACAGCCUGGAACUGAUACGCAGCAAAUCGGGACGAGUGUUUGGUCGGUGUGCUGGAUUUCUGAUGACCCUGAAAGGACUCCCCAGCACGUAUAACAAAGACCUGCAGGAGGAUAAAGAAGCGAUGUUUGACUGCUAUGACACGCUGCAUGACGUCUUCCAGGUGGCCAUGGGGGUCAUUUCCACACUGACAAUUAAUCCCACAGUAAUGGAGGCAGCUUUGAGUCCUGAUAUGCUGGCUACUGACCUGGCCUAUUACCUUGUCAGAAAAGGGGUGCCAUUCAGAGAUGCCCAUGGCUGCUCUGGGAAAGCAAUUUCCCUGGCUGAGUCCAAGAAUAUUCCCGUUAACCAGCUGACUCUGGAAGACCUCCGUACAGUCAGCCCUCUGUUUGACAACGACGUAUCUGUGGUGUGGGACUACACCAGCAGUGUGGAACAGUACAGCGCCCCCGGAGGCACUGCCCGGAGCAGCGUUUCUGCCCAGAUUCAGCAUCUUCGCGACUGGAUGAAAGCAAGCGGGAACUAAGCUAUCCACUCCCAUGCCCUCCCAAAACCAUUUCAUUGUGUGCCCCGAGGGGGGAUGACAAACAAGCAUAUCCUCCUGAGACCCAAGGGAAAAAGUGUCCUUCAAUUAUAGGUUAUUUGUCUUUGGAGGAAAUAACACAUCUUACAAUUUAGAUUUUUUUCAAAUUUAUUUUUAUUUUUAAUUUCACAGCAUG
This is a messenger RNA of Paramormyrops kingsleyae, 1835 nucleotides long. It is a transcript of the gene asl, whose product is annotated as argininosuccinate lyase. The record is from RefSeq and is a predicted model, not a curated record. Gene Ontology annotation, cellular component: cytosol. Gene Ontology annotation, molecular function: argininosuccinate lyase activity. Lineage: Eukaryota; Metazoa; Chordata; Actinopteri; Osteoglossiformes; Mormyridae.